Messenger RNA from Strongylocentrotus purpuratus (purple sea urchin), 2598 nucleotides. Its product is annotated as jasmonoyl--L-amino acid synthetase GH3.5-like. Gene Ontology annotation, molecular function: acid-amino acid ligase activity. Gene Ontology annotation, cellular component: cytoplasm. The transcript is spliced from 6 exons. The record is from RefSeq and is a predicted model, not a curated record. The coding region runs from base 1 to 1686 and encodes 561 amino acids. Lineage: Eukaryota; Metazoa; Echinodermata; Echinoidea; Camarodonta; Strongylocentrotidae.
AUGUUAUUUAUCCGCUAUAGAAAGGUUAGCAGAUAUGAGGAAGCUUGGAAGAGCCCCCGAAGAACACAGGAAGAAUAUUUGAAGGCCAUCCUCGAGGUAAACAUCAACACGGAAUACGUGAAACUUUAUGGACUUGAUUCUGUGACGUCUUUGAGGGACCUUAGAGAGAAACACCCUUUGACAACUUAUGAACGUUACAGACCAUUCGUAGAUCGCAUGGCUAAAGGUGAGCAGGGUAUCAUGACAGGAGAACGAACUAUAAAAUUCGGUCUUACGUCUGGAACUACGGGAAAGUCAAAGAUGUUGCCAUAUGGUCAAUCCUUUCUGACUAUAGUAUCCGCACUUUAUGUGGUAAACAUCCAUGCCCGUGUUAAAGCAUUCGGUUAUGGUAGUCUCCUUCAACGAGAAAUAAACUUGUAUACAGCACCAAAGAGGAGAUAUACAGAGACCGGGAUUCCCAUCGGUCCUGCAUCCAUGAUACCCCUUUCGCUGAAACCUCUGCUAGUGAUCUACACCACACCAGGCGAAGGUUUCCAGGUUGAAGAUCCUAACGACGCCCUCUACGUCCACCUCCUUUUUGGCCUUCGCGACCCAAACGUCCGCUCCGUUUGCUGUAACUUUACGUCCACCGUGAUGUCUGCCUUGCAACUGAUUGAGAAACGUUGGCCCGACUUCGUUCGUGACAUCGAGAUCGGGACAGUGUCGACAAACAACGUUCCUCCAGAGAUUCACCAAGUACUUGUUAGAGAGAUGGGUGAGGGAGAUCCGGAACGUGCGGCAGAUCUGAAGAGAGAAUUCGAGAAGGGAUUUGAAGGCAUACUGAGAAGAGUAUGGCCCUGCUUGAAAUUUGUACAAGCCAGCGAUACUGUGGGUAUAAAGCAAAAACUGCUGAAAUCAUAUCUGAAAGGUGUACAAUUAUUUAGUCGUUCCCUGGGUGCUACUGAAGGUAUUAUCGGUAUCAACCUCUGGCCUCUGCAGGAGAAGGACGAGUUCGUUCUCAUGCCAUCUCUUGGUGUCUUUGAAUUCAUUCCCGAAAACGAGAUGCAUGACGAUCAGCCGAAGACACUCUUCAUUGAUGAACUCGAGGUCGGAGGCGUGUACGAGAUCCUCAUCACACAGACAUUCGGUAUUUAUCGGUUCAGAUGUGGUGACGUCAUCAGGGUUAGGCGUUAUCACUUGAAUACACCUGUAGUUGAAUUCAUGUAUAGAUCAGGCCAGAUGCUCAACGUGAAAUAUGAGAAACUUGAUCAAAGCAUUGUGAAGGAAGCCAUAGAGGCUGCAGUAAACCACUGGUCUAAUUUCAGCCUGAAUGAUUAUGCUGUAGCGGAAAGCUUUCUCUUGGAUGAUCAUGACAAAGAUGAUGCUGACCAUCGCCCAUUCUACGUGGUGUUUCUGGAGAUUUCUCCUACCCCUGAUGAAGUUUCCUCUGCUGAUAUCUCGCUCAAUAAGGUCGAUGAAGAGCUCCGUCUGCAUUCUGCCACUUACGAUAUGUUCCGAGAAGAAGGAAGCAUAGCCCCUCCUGUUGUGCACAUCGUGAAACCCGGCACAUUUGAUCGUCUGCAGGAUUUCAUCCUGGAUAACAGCACAAUGACUGCAAACCAGUACAAGGUGCCGAGAAAACUCCGUACAAAAGAAACACUACAACUCAUGCAAGGCAGGUCCAUGCACAGCAAUAAAAGUUUAUGAUGUCUUUAAAAGGUGUAAACGUCGAAACGCGUCAUAUGACGCACAUAAACCUAGGUUUGUCGACAAACCUCCUUUGUGAAUUCGGGCCAGAGUCUUUGUUUGUUUAGUUGUCUUCAUGUAGGACAACAAUUAAAAUGAGAGGAUAUUUCAGUGUUUUUAGAAAUGUUUUGUAUUUGCGCUGUAUAAGCGGAAAUAAGUUAGUUUAGCCGCAUAGGGAGCUAAACAAGUAUGACGAAUCUUUAAAUGGGUUGAAAAAUCGAUCGCGGUUUUUCUGGCUUGAAAAAGACGUCCCCGUCUUUCAGACACACAUUCGUGGGCAAAUCCCGCAUCCGGGAUUACCGCAAUGCAGCGUUCCUGCAUGCGUUCUUAGGUAAAAAAAAAAAUAGGCCGCGGCUUCUCGUGCAUGAGAAUUAAUCCAAGGCGCCUUAGUGUACAUAUACUUUGCAUUUGUGGAAUAAAGUUGAAAUUGGAAUUAAACUGAAAUUUUUAACCCCCACCAUAGCCAGUUCGAUAUUGUAGUAUAAAAAGAACAACUUUCAUGUUAUAAACGCCCUCUGUUAAUUGUGGUGAACAUUUUGUGAGGUAAGAAAUUUAAUUGUGAAGGCAGAUCAAAGAGAAUUCCUUUCAAAAAGUAAUUAGGUAUCAUUAAGUACCAUUGAGACAUUUUUGGUACUAUUUUCGGGAUGACGCAUCAUUAUUAUUAGUAGGGUACGUCAUGCCCUAUCCUAUUAAAUUUCCUAUUCAUUUCCUUUUUUUGUAACUCGAGUCCUUACAAAAUACUCAAAAGAAUCUCUGCUUUAGUAUGGUCAUGGACUUAUAUAUAACAGAUGGACAUUCGACGGGAUUCUUUCUUUGAUCCAACGAGAUCUGCCGCCUUCUGAUUAUAUGCAUCUUAGGGAUAGUUGAGUUCUG